UAUUCUCGUAGCCGGCUCCGCGGCUGAGGAGAAGGGUCGUGGUCUCGAGACGAGGGGUCGUGGUCUCGAGGCCUCCUCCGUUCUUGGGCCGAGGCGAAGGCAUGUUCCCUGCUCAGGAGGAAGCCGACAGAACGGUGUUUGUGGGAAAUUUAGAGGCCCGAGUGCGGGAAGAGAUUCUUUACGAGCUGUUCCUUCAGGCUGGGCCAUUAACCAAAGUGACUAUCUGCAAAGACAGAGAAGGAAAGCCGAAGUCUUUUGGGUUUGUCUGCUUUAAACACCCAGAAUCAGUGUCUUAUGCCAUAGCUUUGCUGAAUGGAAUUCGUUUAUAUGGAAGACCAAUUAAUGUGCAGUAUCGAUUUGGGAGCUCUCGCUCUUGUGAUCCAGCUAACCAAAGUUUUGAGAGCUGUGUUAAGAUAAAUUCACACAGCUACAGAAAUGAAGAAGUCGUGGGCAGAACUUCCUUUCCCAUGCAGUUCUCUCCAAUUAAUAAUGCAGCUUUACCUCAGGAAUAUCUUUUCUUUCCGAAGAUGCAGUGGCAUGCAUAUAAUCCAGCACUGCAGCUUCCUUACUAUGAGAUGACAGCACCACUUCCUAAUAGCACUUCUGUGUCUUCCUCACUGAAUUGUGUUCCAGAUCUAGAGGCUGGACCCAGCUCUUAUGAAUGGGCACACCAACAACCAAGUGACUCUGACCUUUAUCAGAUGAAUAAACGCAAGAGGCAAAAACAAACCAGUGAUAGUGAUAGUAGCACAGAAAACAAUAGAGGAAAUGAAUAUAGCCAAAAUUUCCGAAAGUGUAAGAAAAAAAGGCACUAGUAUUUACAUUCUAAUGAAAUGUAUCUACACUGGUCUUCAUUCUCUUAAAAGAAAACUCUGUAUUCCACUAAAUGACCAAUUCCAUGGCUUUCUUGUCUUCUUUGAAAUAUAUAAUAAUAUGACCUCUGAUUUGCUAUUCAAUUUUUGUCUUGAAUGACAAAAACUUAAAAAUAAUAUAGUGUGCUUUUUGUAUUUGUAAUGGUGUUGUUAACAAGAAAUGCUCUUUGAGUUGUUAUAUUUUAGUAUUAUAAUGAACUUGCACUAAAAUAUUAAUCAAAAGUCACUUACUGAGCACUUUUGUAUUUUGUUAUUAGAAAAUAUAAAACUUUCCUUAAAAAGGUUA
Messenger RNA from Globicephala melas (long-finned pilot whale), 1158 nucleotides. RefSeq names its product RNA binding motif protein 11 (gene RBM11). Gene Ontology annotation, cellular component: nucleus. NCBI's taxonomy places the organism in Eukaryota, Metazoa, Chordata, Mammalia, Artiodactyla, Delphinidae. Gene Ontology annotation, biological process: regulation of alternative mRNA splicing, via spliceosome. The record is from RefSeq and is a predicted model, not a curated record. Gene Ontology annotation, molecular function: single-stranded RNA binding.